This is a messenger RNA of Porites lobata, 1780 nucleotides long. The record is from the annotation of a GenBank genome assembly. Lineage: Eukaryota; Metazoa; Cnidaria; Anthozoa; Scleractinia; Poritidae.
CGAAAUGAAAGUCCAUCUGGUGCUUGUGGUUAUUUUUAUCGCCCAGUCGUCAGGUAAGCCUGUAAACGAAGUUACGAGCGCGAAAUACUAUCUGAUAUAACCUACCUACUACCUUGUAACUAAAACCUAAUUAAAGAAAUUAUAUAUAUGGACAUCAUAUCCACAGCUCUUACCUUGCGCAUUGCAUUUUAUAGUUCUUGGUAGCUUGCCGUAUUGUAACUAGAUUUACGUAAGACUUCAUUUAGCUCAUGGUGCUCGUUGUCAAAACUGGGCUGGAAGCACAUUACAUUCGUAGAAAACUCGCUCAGAAACAGUGUGGAUGAAUGACUUUCGGUAUCUACAAUCGUCUGAUGUCGUCUCCAGCCAAAGAAAUAUUUUAAUCCUAAACUGUAUUCGUUGCACGCCAGUGAUUUGCAACCGCGGAAGCACGAUAAGAAGCUGCACCAAAGGGUACAUAUUAAGUUAACCUUGUUGGAGGAUGGUCGUGUACAACUGUCACUUCGUUGUUUAAUGUUUUACGAAUAAUAAUCGUGUCCGCAGGUUCGAGUCAUUCAAUGUGUGGCUGACCCACUCUCUGAUGACACGUGUAGGGCUUUAACAUUAGCUUAUCUGUAUUCACUGAUUCCUGAUUAUGUGUUCGCUGAUGACACAAAAUUUCGCUAAGCUGCUGCAUUGCGGUUGUAAAAUUAGGUAAAAUUCCGGCCUGAAUUAAGACGAACAGUUAAAUUAAUCAGGGUUUGUGACCAAUUUGGUUGCAUCUAAGCAAAACAUUGACAAAAUGACAAUGAACGAAAUUAGAAUACGGAAUCAAAGGAAGAGAAAUGGGUGGAGAUACCGGAUACACAGUUGAAGCAUGCAUGUCAACGAGAGUGAGAAGGUCAAGCUAAAUAUCAGCUAAAAACAUUAAACUGCAUGGUCACUGAGAGCUUUGACAUUUAACAAUUAUUCCACGAGCGCACGUUGGAUAUGAGAUGGUAAAGAGCCAACGAAGCGCGUAGCGCCGAGUUGGCUAUAAUCAUCUCAUAUCCAACAAGCGCGAGUGGAAUAAUUGUUUUAUUAAUAACAUAUCUGUAGCUUAUGGUAUAUUAGCUCAUACACCAUGAUAGCUAAGCCAAUGAAAGAUGAAGCUGACCAAGAAGGUUAAGAUUUUUUGGAGAAGCUAUAAACAACACCAUAGUGACUUCUUGACUGUAUAAUCUGAUCGAAAACUAAUAAACGAAUGAAUAAAAUGAAUAACUUAUUUUUACAAAGAAAAACUUCACCUUGUGUUUUGAACCACUUAAUCUCAGAUCAAAAUCAUUUUGAAAAAGUAAAAUGGCUUCAUUCCAGCAAAUGUUGAGACUCCAAAUUUUGGUUUAGCCCUUGUUUUUGACAUGUAACCGUUUUAUAAUAUAGAAUUAAAUGCCUGUCAAAGACCUCAAUCAUUAGCGAAUACAAUUUUAAAUUGCUUUUAAGCAAAUUAGUAUAACUUAAGUGUCAAGUUCAUACAACUUUAAAUUGUUGUACGAACAUCAAAUUUACUUGUAAGUUAUCUUGUACAUAUACUUUUAUUUAAGGUCAGAUAAACUUCAUUCAAAUAUAUGAUGGCAAGGACGUUUUCGGAGUAGUUGGUUCAUCCAUUAACUUUACUUGGUACUUUUCAAAUGGUGUGGAAACCGUAACUUGGGGACUGAAGGAUUCUGUUAGUUCCACAGUUGAUUUGAAUAAGAAGCUCAUAUCUAUUGGACUUCAAGGACAAUUACCUUUGACACCCCCUCAAGCAUAUGUUGGACGAGUAAGU